Molecule: messenger RNA, 2601 nt
Organism: Besnoitia besnoiti
Lineage: Eukaryota; Apicomplexa; Conoidasida; Eucoccidiorida; Sarcocystidae
Exons: 3
Coding region: 1-2601 (866 amino acids)
Biological process (GO): regulation of cyclin-dependent protein serine/threonine kinase activity
Molecular function (GO): protein kinase binding
Source: RefSeq, a predicted model, not a curated record
AUGGCGUAUCACGACGGGCGUGUGAGCGCCGGCGGGGCUGCCAACCAGGCGCCCGUGUCGUCGCAGUGCGGCGGUUACUCGCGCGAACAGAACUACACUUCCGUCUCGUCUUACGACCGGCAAAUGGGCGCAGAGGCGUGCUCCACGGACGACUCGUUCGUGCCCUACCUGGCGACCGUGCUGCAGCACCUCGUCUCCAUCUCGCCGCCAGGCCUCGGCGAAAUUACGAGUUUCCACGCGAUAAAGGAGCCUCAGAUUUCGAUUCAUGACUACCUUGACCGCAUCGCCAAGUACUUUGGCUGCAGCAACGAGUGCUUUGUCUUGUCGCUGGUCUACAUUGACCGCAUCAUCAAGCUGCACCGAGACUUCAAUGUCUCGAUCCUGAAUAUUCACCGUCUGCUAAUCACCUCAGUGAUGCUGGCGGCGAAGUUCUUCGACGACGUAUACUACAGCAACAAACACUACGCGCGCGUCGGCGGCGUGCGCACGCGAGAAAUGAAUCUCCUCGAGACGCAGUUCCUCACGCUGAUCAACUACCAUCUCUACGUCUCGCCGCAAGAGUACGAUCAGUAUCGUCGCAACGUUUUGGCUGCGGUUCAGUACGCGCGCCACCUGUCGCCGAGCCCGCUGAGCUCGAAUCGCCAUUCGCCUUCCUCUCCCGCAGCCGCGCUCCCCUCCAGCAACUCGCCUCACCCGGCGACCAGCGAGGGCAACUGCGCACUCGUCGCUUCGCCCUCCCACGGCUCAGGGCCCGCCGCAUGCCACGCGGCGGUGGCGGGUUUUCCGCGAGAAGGCACGGGUGGCGCCGCAGGGCAGGCUGGCAGCCGCGCAGGGGGUGUCCGCAGCAGAGGAGAGGAGGUCCUCGGCGCAGCUGAGGGCGCGCGAGCCGCCGCGCAGACGCAGCAUGCGGCUGUGCUGCGUGAGAGCCGCGGCGGCCUUCGAACGUCGUCCUCCGGUGCGCUGCUGAGCGACCGCGACAGCUGCUACUCGCAGGACGAGGCGCGGCAGCCACACCACCGAUCGUCGCACUCGUGUACGCCGGCGCUGCAUGGCGAGCGCGGCGGAGAGGAUCGCCGCGCGCCGCCCCGGGGCGGGGCUGAGGCGGCCUGGGUAGCCGCUGCUGCGAGGCACGAGGGCGGCCGCGAGGGCAGCCCCAGCGGCUGCUGCGAAGAGGAAGUCGUGAUGAUGAGUGUGCGCCGGGGUUCGCAGCCGACGGGACUGCGCGGAGGGCGCGGCGGCGUGGAGGCGUACCGCGAAGUGGAGGACGAGCGGCACGGAGAAGACGCCGUGUUCACGGAGGAAGGCGCCAUUUACGCGGAGCGGACGCAGCCCUGGGUGGAGUGCGGAGAGGAGGACGGCGACGAAGACGACGUGGCAGGCGACGCGUACAGCGGCAUGGCUGUCGCCAUGGCUGCCGGGGACGAGGAGUCCUUCCACGUGCACCACCACCACCACGCGGCGCAGCGCCCAAGACACGUCGCAGACGAAGAGGAAUGGGAGGGCGACGGCGGUGCGCCGAGCAUCGCCGAAGAAAAGAAAGACUCUCACGAGAAGGCAGCGUUAUCGCCCGCAGGACGCCACGUCUCGGGAGCCGCGUACGGGCACAUGGUUCACGCUUCGGCUCACCGGUUUGUGGGCGAAAAUGGAGGCAGCGGCGCAGAAGCCGGCAGUGGAGACUCUGUGCACAGACCCGCAAGCAAAUGCGGCGAUUGCUGCUCAUCUUCCUCCACCACCGCAGCGUCUUCAGCUGCUGCUCUCGCUCAUCCUUACCGGGCGACAUCGUCGUCUCCGCCAGGGACGGCACCAGCUGCCGCCUUCGUCAGCGUCUCGAACGCUUCAGCGUCGGCGCUCCCGGCCUCUGCGCCGGCGGGAUUCACUUACGUGCGCGGCACCACGGGAACUGCUGCCGCGCUGGCCUCACCGGGGGUGGAAGGCGGCGUCGCGCAGCAGGCGCGGAAGAGUGUCUCUUCUGUCGCACCGUCUCGAGCUCCGCAUUAUGUCGCAUCCGGCUGUGGAGCUGAUGGGGCGUCGACGGCCUCGUCAGGGGGCAGCAGCUGCGCCACGACUCAGUCUUGCGUGUCUUCCUGCGUCACGCCGCACUCGAUGAACUCGUCUCCCGACGUGUGCAUGGAUGAGCUCGCGGGGGACGGCGCCGGCGGCUCGGGGGGAGGCCGCGGAGUCUGCGGCUUUGUGGGCUCGGGGGCCCGAAACGGUGCCUGUCCCCUCGCGUCUCGCCGCCGUGGGACAAAUGCCCCCCGGGGCUCCGGGACGCCGAGGAGCGCACUCACCGACGGUGAGGCGUGCAGUCGCAGCGAGAACACGCGGCGCCGUUCGCACCACGAGACGACGAACGCCGAUGACGACGAGUCCGAGAGUAUGCGGAAACACCACGAAUCCUCGCAGCAUUGGCCCCGCGCGUCUAUUUUAGGUGGAUCGAACGGCUUCGCCGCGCCUUCCAGCCUUCACCCGGCCUCGACCGCAGUGGCGGCGCGCCAGCAAGGCGGCGGCGGCGCGCCCUUCGCGGUCGUCGGGGCGUCGGCUGCGCCGCUGGGCAGCUUCGCGUCCGGGGCCAGCCGAGGCGUCUGCUCGCGCGGGUCGUAA